Molecule: messenger RNA, 2016 nt
Organism: Prionailurus viverrinus (fishing cat)
Lineage: Eukaryota; Metazoa; Chordata; Mammalia; Carnivora; Felidae
Gene: RARS2
Product: arginyl-tRNA synthetase 2, mitochondrial
Exons: 21
Coding region: 655-1866 (403 amino acids)
Biological process (GO): mitochondrial translation; arginyl-tRNA aminoacylation
Cellular component (GO): cytoplasm; mitochondrion
Molecular function (GO): arginine-tRNA ligase activity; ATP binding
Source: RefSeq, a predicted model, not a curated record
GGAUCCGGGCCAGGCAGCUGGGGCGUGCUUCUUGGAGGUGGCCAUGGCGUGUGGCUUCCGCAGGUCCAUCGCCCGUCAGCUUUCCAGACUUUUGGAUCUUCCACCAGAAAACUUGAUCAAGUCAAUAUCUGCAGUUCCAAUUUCCAGAAAAGAGGGAACCGCCUCUUCCCGUGUGUCCUGAAGACCCCUUGCACCUUUCUGCUCCCAGGGAUUCGCCCUUCCCACCAGACCACCACCAGAGAAGUAGCUGAUUUUCAGCUUUCUGUGGAUUCUCUAUUGGGAAACAACAAUGACCAUUCAAGACCAGAUGUUCAAGUUCAAGCCACGAGACUGGCAGAGAAGCUAAAAUGUGAUACAGUGGUAAGUGAAAUCAGCACUGGUCAAGGGACUGUAAAUUUCAAAAUAAACAGAGAACUAUUAACAAAGACAGUACUACAACAAGUAAUCAAAGAUGGCUCAAAAUAUGGGUUAAACAGUGAGCUAUUCUCUGGUCUUCCCCAGAAGAAGAUCGUGGUUGAAUUCAGUUCACCUAAUGUUGCCAAAAAAUUUCACGUUGGACAUUUGCGUUCUACCAUCAUAGGAAAUUUUAUAGCAAAUCUCAAAGAAGCUUUAGGACAUCAAGUCACCAGAAUAAAUUACCUUGGAGAUUGGGGCAUGCAGUUUGGUCUUCUGGGAACUGGCUUCCAACUGUUUGGCUAUGAAGAAAAACUUCAGUCCAAUCCUUUACAGCACCUCUUUGAAGUUUAUGUACAAGUUAAUAAAGAAGCAGCAGAUAAUAAAAAUGUAGCAAAAUCAGCACAUGAGUUCUUUCAGCGAUUAGAACUGGGUGACAUGCAAGCACUUGAACUGUGGCAGAAAUUUCGAGACCUGAGCAUAGAAGAAUACGUGCGGAUUUACAAGCGUCUAGGAGUACACUUUGAUGAAUAUUCAGGAGAAUCAUUUUAUCGUGAAAAAUCUCAAGAAGUCUUAAAAUUGCUGGACAGUAAAGGACUCCUGCAGAAAACAAUAAAAGGAACAGCUAUAGUGGAUCUUUCUGGAAAUGGUGACCCCUCCUCAAUUUGUACUGUAAUGCGAAGCGAUGGGACUUCUCUCUACGCAACCAGAGAUCUUGCAGCUGCUAUCGAUCGAAUGGACAAGUAUAAUUUUGAUACAAUGAUUUAUGUGACAGAUAAAGGGCAAAAAAAGCAUUUUCAGCAAGUGUUCCAAAUGCUGCAGAUCAUGGGAUAUGACUGGGCAGAAAGGUGCCAGCACGUGCCCUUUGGAGUGGUGCAGGGAAUGAAGACUCGAAGAGGAGAGGUUACCUUUCUGGAAGAUGUUCUAAAUGAGAUUCGAUCAAGGAUGCUACAGAACAUGGCUUCUAUUAAGACUACCAAAGAAGUGGAGAACCCACAGGAGACUGCAGAGAGGGUCGGGCUUGCAGCACUCAUUAUUCAGGACUUCAAAGGUGUGCUCUUGUCUGACUAUCAGUUCAGCUGGGAUCGUAUUUUCCAGAGUCGUGGGGACACAGGCGUCUUCCUGCAGUACACGCAUGCUCGCCUCCACAGUUUGGAAGAGACUUUUGGAUGUGGUUAUCUAAAUGAUUUCAACACUGCUUGUUUACAAGAACCACAGUCUGUUUCCAUUCUUCAGCAUCUUCUCAGGUUCGACGAAGUGCUUUAUAGAUCAUCUCAGGACCUUCAACCCAGGCACAUUGUCAGUUACCUUCUAACUCUAAGUCAUCUUGCAGGUAUGGCACACAAGACACUGCAUAUAAAAGACAGUCCUCCUGAAGUGGCUGGGGCCAGACUUCAUCUUUUCAGAGCUGUGCGUUCUGUGCUAGCCAAUGGAAUGAAACUUCUUGGAAUAACACCUGUAUGUAGGAUGUAAUUUCUAAUUAAAAUAGCUUUUUAAUUAAUGAAUUCUAGUUCUCUAUUCUUAUAUGCUUUGUUUAGAAUUUAAACUAUUCUGUAUCAGAAUCUAUAUUUUAUUAAGCCUAAGUGAUUCAUCAACUUAUUAAAUCUUUAUCUUAAAAAAUCA